AUGAGCACUAUUGAAAAAACUCUUCCUAAACAUCUAAUAUUACAAGAAAUCCUUCCAAGACUCCCAGUAAAAUCCUUAAUUCGCUUCAAAUCUGUUUCCAAAUCUUGGCUUUCCACAAUCAUAUCCCCUAAAUUCACUAAAACCCAUCUCAAAAUCUCCUCAUUUCGCCCUCACUUCCUCGUCCAUGCUACGCUUCAUCGUGCAUCAGAUGAUGAAAUCUACUUGCUACAGUAUGAUCAUAUGAAUUGCAAUGUAAGAAAUUUCAUUGAAUUGGAAUUUGCUAAUGGUUAUGAUCUCCCAAUUGAAGUUAACUACAUUGUGGGUUCUUGUAAUGGCCUUGUUUGCUUACUCGGAAACGAACACCGCUCUCGCGAGGUCUUCUAUGUGUGUAACCCGGCGACUCGCCGCCUUCGAAAAAUCAAGAAACCUGGUGGUGUAGGUCGGGCUGAUCGGUCCGGGUGUGUGUUUUGCUAUGAAUCAUCAACAGAUGAUUAUAUAAUUUUCGGUGCCUUCUCGUCACGUCAUGAUGAUUUUGUUCAUUUCUAUGUGUUUUCUUUGAGUGCUGGAAAUUGGAGAAGAAGAGAACAAUAA
Messenger RNA from Chenopodium quinoa (quinoa), 591 nucleotides. RefSeq names its product putative F-box protein At3g52320. The transcript has a single exon. Bases 1 to 591 code for a protein of 196 amino acids. The record is from RefSeq and is a predicted model, not a curated record. Lineage: Eukaryota; Viridiplantae; Streptophyta; Magnoliopsida; Caryophyllales; Amaranthaceae. Gene Ontology annotation, molecular function: protein binding.